This is a messenger RNA of Quercus lobata, 3720 nucleotides long. Its product is annotated as PII, uridylyltransferase (DUF2921). Lineage: Eukaryota; Viridiplantae; Streptophyta; Magnoliopsida; Fagales; Fagaceae. The record is from RefSeq and is a predicted model, not a curated record. Gene Ontology annotation, cellular component: intracellular membrane-bounded organelle. The transcript is spliced from 2 exons. The coding region runs from base 257 to 3424 and encodes 1055 amino acids.
AGAGUUACUAUAAAGAAAGAAAUUGGUCAGCUGCACCGGAACCACUUCAACUUCACUCUUUCUCUCUCCAACCCCAAGAUCUAGAGUUCAGACACAAAGCGAGGUUGUACGAAGUACCAAGUUCUUUACUAAAUUUCAGCAAGUGGGGUUCAUCUUCAAAGAUAUCUAAGCAAAGAAGACAGAAAUGAACAACCCCAAUUUCAGUGGGUAGCUGAGAGUUUUUGAAGAAAGUUUUUAAAUUUGAACAAUUGGGAUCAUGAAGAUUGCUUCUUUGGCUACUUUUGUUUGGUGUGUGUAUGGGCUAUUGGUCUUGGGGUCUGCAAAGUCAUACUUAUCUGAAGAAGAUCCUGAAAUCUACAAGUACGAUAGAAUAGAUGAAGUGAAAAAAGAAUGUGCUUCUGUUCUAUCUUCUGCCUCUGAAUUGCGAGCUGAAGACAACAGAGUUUUUAGUAUCGAAGAAGAACUCUUUUUUGUCCAUGGGGAUUGGAGGCAGGAGGCAGGUAAGGCUCCAAUAAUGCCAUUUGAUGAUAGAGAUGUGUUAAAGAGUUCAUCCGAUGUUGUGGAUCCAUUAAAUUUGGUUUCCUUUUGGGUAAUGGAUGUUGAUCAUGCCCAUCGAUCUAGGAAGUCUGUGAGUGUCAGUGGGUUCUUGGUCAUGGGCAUGACUCUAGCUGGUACAUUUGAGAAUAGUAGGUACCAUGGAAGUCCUCAGUUUAGGAUAUGGCCUAGCCAUUCUGAGCUCUCAAUUGCCUUUGAAGGGAUUUACACUGAAUCAAAGAAAAAUGGUGGGGAAAGAGUGUUAUGUUUGUUGGGAAGCACAAUGUUGCCAUCUAGGGAGCCCAAUUCUAUGGAUCCAUGGGAAUGGGUGAAGGUUUCUAUUCCGAGAUAUGACCAGCCUCCUCUUUUGCAAGAUGAUCGAAUUCUGUUUGUUCUUCGCUUUCCCAAGACAUUCACGUUAACAAACCGGGCAAUCCAAGGGGAGUUGAGAAGUUUAAAUCCAAAAUCAAACCCUAAGUACUUUGAUGUGAUUCACAUUUCAUCCCAGUUGGACAAGUUGGCGGACUAUAAGUUUGGGUCUGAAAAGAUUGUGUCCAAAGCAUGUGAUCCAUAUCCAUACCAGGAUAGCUUGAUGGAUGGAGGCAUUAAUAUCUAUAAAGGAUUUUUCUUUUGUGAAAUACUUGAAGAAGUUACUCGGGAUCAGGCUUUCACAGUUGUGCCAAACUGGAGAUGUAAUAGCACAGAUGCGUUUUGCAGUAAGUUGGGUCCAUUUGUGUCAGAUAAGGAGAUUAAAGCGACAGAUGGGGGCUUUAAAGGUGUUAAACUUUACAUGCAGAAUGUUAAGUGUGAGCAAAAAGUUUCUCGGGGAAAUGUCAGUUCUGCAAGGGUUUCAGCAUUGUUUAGAGCUGUUCCUCCAUCGGAGAAUCAGUAUGCUGCAGCACUGAGAUCUGGGCUUGGCAACAUGACUGUUGCUGCUGAGGGAGUUUGGAAGUCGUCUAGUGGGCAGCUUUGCAUGGUUGGCUGUCUUGGAGUUGUUGAUGCUGAAGGGAGUGGGUGUGAUUCUCGGAUCUGUUUGUAUAUACCUAUUUCAUUUUCCAUAAAGCAACGGAGCAUUAUUUUUGGGAGUUUUUCUAGCACAAAUAAGAAGAAUGCAUCAUACUUUCCUUUAUCAUUUGAAAAGCUAGUGCAGCCAACAGAGCUGUGGAAUUAUUUUAAAGUUUCCCGUCCAAAUUACAUCUACACAAAAUUUGUUGUGGCUGGUACUAUCCUAGAAGAGAAUGAGCCCUUCACUUUUCGAACUGUCAUCAAGAAGUCUUUUCUUCAAUUCCCCAAACUGGAGGACACAGAGGCGUUCCUAGUUAGUCUUUCGCUUCUCUCGGAAGAUCUCACCCUUCAUGUCUCUGCAUUUCCUGAUCCAUCUUCUAGUCAUUCAUGGCCUAGAACUGAUGUUCAACUGGAAAUUCUUUCAGUUGGUCCAUUGUUUGGGCGUUACUGGUCUUCACACAAUGGUUCCACCACAGAUGAGGAGACCCCUUACCACACCAAGGCUGAAUACACUGAAAAGCAGCUCCUUCUCAAUGUAUCAGCACAGCUCAGUCUCACUGGAAAAGAUUAUGGAAACUUUUCUAUGCUUUUCUUGGAGGGUCUUUAUGACCCACAUGUUGGAAAGAUGUAUUUAGUUGGUUGCAGGGAUGUCCGAGCAUCGUGGAAGAUCUUAUUUGAGAGCAUGGAUCUUGAAGCUGGGAUGGACUGUUUAGUUGAGGUGGUGGUGUCAUACCCUCCGACUACAACUCGGUGGUUAGUCAAUCCAACAGCAAUGAUUUCCAUAGUUAGCAAAAGAACUGAAGAUGACCCUCUCCACUUUAGUACAAUCAAGCUUGAAACUUUUCCAAUUAUGUACAGGAAGCAGCGGGAAGACAUUCUAUCUCAUAGGGGUGUUGAGGGGAUCCUCCGUAUUUUGACACUUUCACUGGCAAUUGCUUGCAUUUUAAGCCAGCUGUUCUACAUCAAGCAUAAUUUGGAUUAUGUCCCCUAUAUAUCACUUGUUAUGCUAGGUGUCCAAGCUCUUGGUUAUAGUCUUCCUCUGAUCACAGGUGCAGAAGCUCUCUUCAAGAGAAUCUCUUCUGAAACUUAUGAGACGUCAUCUUAUGAUCUUGAGAACAAUCAGUGGUUUCAUAUAAUGGAUUACACUGUGAAGCUUCUUGUGAUGGUCUCAUUUCUACUGACUUUGAGACUGUGUCAGAAGGUGUGGAAAUCUCGCAUCAGAUCAUUAACACGAGCCCCUUUAGAACCACAUCGUGUCCCUAGUGAUAAGCGGGUACUUCUUACCACCGUUACAAUCCAUGUCAUUGGGUAUGUAAUAGUUCUUAUCAUUCAUAGUAUGACGAGUAGCCAGGGACUUAUCCGGGUGAAAUCACAUUUAAUAUCAAGGGGAAAUUCCCACAUGUUGCGGGAAUGGGAAUCAGUACUUGAAGAAUAUGUGGGUCUUGUUCAAGAUUUUUUUCUGCUCCCUCAAAUUAUUGGCAACUUUGUGUGGCAGAUUGAUUGUAAACCACUCAGGAAACUCUAUUUCAUUGGAAUCACAGCAGUCAGACUGUUCCCUCAUUUUUAUGAUUACAUAAGAGCACCUGUUCGGAAUCCUUACUUUGCUGAAGAUUAUGAGUUUGUCAACCCAAAUUUGGAUUUUUACUCUAAGUUUGGGGAUAUUGCAAUACCUGUGACAGCAAUUAUUCUUGCAAUAGCGGUCUAUAUUCAGCAGACGUGGAAUUAUGAGAAGCUUAGCCAGACUCUUACCUUGGGGCAUUAUAAGCUUCUUCCAUUGGGGUCUAGAAUGUAUGAGCGGUUGCCUUCCCAGAUAGUUGAAGCUGAGCUUGUUUCUGGAGUUAAUGGUAAUGUUGCACAUGAAAAAGAGAGUAAUGAUGUAGAAUGACAUCAUAAGCAUUCAAAUUACAGAGAAGAAAAUGUUGUUGUAGACAUACAUCUAACGUGGAUGCUAUCUUGGUGGUUUUCUAUUACAUAAGAAAUGUUUGGGUUUCUUAAUGAUUAAAACACAGUUUUUCCAUAUUAAUACAAUUAUUUUAGGAAAAGUGAAAAUAUGUCCAUAUUGUGUUUAGCGUAUUAAUAGCUCCUAGAAAAAUCUUGUGUAUAGAGCUUGUCAUAUGUAGAACCUUCAACAUGGAAGACCUAUUUAGUUGAGCCCACAAGAGAAGUGUGAUUUUUUGUUAA